UACCUGCCCAUCACUAUUUCCUCACUUAGCUUUGAUUUUUAUUGUCAACAAGGUUUUCGCGUAGAUGUAACAAUUUAACUGCCAUUAAACCCAUAACAUACUUAGAUACAGAACCGUAAACCACUGUGUCGGAUUUUGAAGACACCCUGUUGUGUGUUUUGUGGUUCUUUCCUGUUAUUAUCUUAUGUUUAUCUCUUGUCAGUGAUCUGAAGAGAUUCCAAGAUGCAGGAGAUCGUGGCCCCAGUGGACUGUAUCAAAUUUGAUAUUGAAAUAGCGUUAGAGCUACAAAAAGGAGCCCAGUUGUUGCCGUUUCCUGGCAUGGACAAAUCUGGAGCAGCCAUAUGCACCUACUUUUUGACAGCAAACUGCAACAGGGGCUCAGCUUGUCCCUUCCGACACAUCAAGGGAGACAGAUCUGUCGUGUGCAAACACUGGCUCAGAGGCCUGUGCAAGAAAGGAGAUGACUGUGAAUUUUUACACGAGUUUGAUAUGUCAAAGAUGCCCGAGUGUUUUUUCUUCUCAAAGUUUGGUCAGUGUAACAACAAAGAAUGUCCCUUUCUUCACAUUGAUCCUGAAAAUAAAGUUAGAGACUGCCCGUGGUACGACAGAGGGUUCUGCCGACAUGGUCCUAAUUGCAAAAAUCGACAUGUCCGGCGUAUCAUGUGCCAGUGCUUCCUGAAUGGAUUCUGCUUAGACGGCCCCAACUGCAAAUAUGUCCAUCCUUCCUUCAAAAUCCCAGAGCCUGAUCCAGUAUUUGCUCAAAAGAAACAGAACAUUCUUUGCCAUGUGUGUAUGCAGCCGGGACAUAAAGCUAUACAGUGUCAUGCUAAUAAACAGGGAGGCGCCCUGUCCGACGCCUCAGGGGCUCAGCAGAUGUCAGGACAUGGCUCCUACGGGCACAACGCACAGCACCAGCAGUUCAACCAGCACCAACCUCGGGAGAGGAGGCCCAUGGAUCAGAUCACCUGCUACAAGUGUGGAGAGAAAGGCCAUUAUGCCAACAAGUGUCCCAAAGGUCAUCUUGCUUUUUUGUCGGCAGCAAAUUAUGCAAAUCAACAAAAUGCCGGACAUUGAUAUGGAUUCUGUUUCAUAUAUGAAAUUAUUUUUUUUUAGAUAAAUCACAUUUAAAUUAAUGCUUUCCUCAAUUACAGACUCAAUGGCUGAUGAUGCUUCUUAUAAUAAGAUGAAUUUUAUAGUUUGUGAUACUGUUUGUUUUCCAUGAAAACUAUUUUUGAUGCAUGGUUCACCUGACUCUAGAUAUUUGGGAUGAGAUCCUGUGAAGAAUUAAUAUUUGAGCUGUUCAUUGGAACAAAGCUUCAGGCUGUUCUUCAAGGAGCAACAAUGUUGGGACUGAAUUGUUAAUGUUAUUGCUUCUGUUUCAUGUGUCAAAAUAAAGCUUGGUUCUUCAAACAUUAA
Messenger RNA from Aplysia californica (California sea hare), 1416 nucleotides. Its product is annotated as cleavage and polyadenylation specificity factor subunit 4. The coding region runs from base 223 to 1074 and encodes 283 amino acids. Lineage: Eukaryota; Metazoa; Mollusca; Gastropoda; Aplysiida; Aplysiidae. The record is from RefSeq and is a predicted model, not a curated record. The transcript has 7 exons. Gene Ontology annotation, molecular function: zinc ion binding; RNA binding.